AUAAAAAAGACGCUGUAUUCAAUAAAUCGCAAAACAGUGUCAAAAUUAUCCAAUAAAAAAUAUAUCAGAUACCUUUUGUGUGAUAACGUAAUCUGUGACGAUAAGAGCUUGGGCUCAGUGACUCGCUAUACGCGCGCAAAAGCGGUACACUCAACCAUGUCGGAGAAGGAGCUUGCCAGGAGAGAGGCAGAACUAAGUGACAUUAGAGUGGAAGCUGUGAGGAACCAACAGAGAAGGAACACACACGCAGCAGUGCCGACAGUAGACAGUGCCUAUGAAGGACGCACGAAGGGUUUGCCGAAGGUUUCGAGCCGGUCCAAUGACUUCGUCUACGUCAACAGGGCGUACGUCGGAAGCCUGAACAGUGUUAACGAGCCGAGGGGGGCGCAUGAGCCGAUUACUGGGGUCUACCGCGAGCAGUACUGGGCCUGUUCCAAAUGGUCUUUCGCGAAGAAAGGUCUGGCCAUCGCUGUGGGAGUUCUCCUAGGCGGUGUGAUCGGGCUAGCCGUUACCCUGAUCAUCAAGGAAAAGUCUGCAGAAGAGAUUAUUGGAGGCAUCUUCAUGGCGUCAGCACCUGACUAGUGAAUCGAUGAACUGUUUGUUGGAGCCCUGUGGCCUAUUGGUGGAAGAUAGUGAUCUAGUACUAUAUGUAUAUGGACUUGAAUGACGUUACGGCGAACGCCAUCGUCUCCAUUUUGAACGUGAACUUUUUCAUUUGUGAUAAUGACUUAAGUUAUAAAUAUAACAUUAAGAUUAGCUUGAUUUUUUUAAACGAGAUGUUACUUAGAAUUGGUUAUAGCUUUCAGAUCAUCUAAUGCUUAGAUUUUUUCAAGAAAAUCAAAGAUAUUGGAAUGGGUUGAUUUUGGACUGACAUUUAAUUUUAAGUCUGUCGUGCAUUUUAAAUAAUCUUCGGAUUAUUCAAAAUACUUAUCUUAAUAAGUAUUUACAGGUAUUUUAUAUCGGCGACUUCUAGAAAGUGAUCGAAAUGUGUAGACAGUCUUAAAAUAUAAUUUUGACCAGUAUUGUUAAUUCUUGGUAAAUCGUAUUCCAGCAAAAUAUGAAGAGGGAUUUAUGUAAAAUUAGCUUACAAAUAAGGCAACCGAUUAUUUUUUACAAAACUGGCAGUCCCAGUUUUGUAAAAAACCUUCAGAACUCAUCAUCAUUUAAAUUUUGCCACUAGCUCCACCUAAAUUAUGUCACGAUCUAAGCAAAACAUAGAUAGUUUAUAGAAAUCCGCAGGAAAGCAGUUAGAGACUGCUUUCCUGCGGGCGAUAAAUUAAAUUCCGCAAUAUUGCAAAUUAUGCACCCUACCAAGUCAAUUAAAUAGCCAAAUUAGAAUUAUUACGCAUUUCUGUAGGAUUAAAUGGAAGAUUCCCCAAGACAUUUGAGCUGUAAGGUCGGACUAAUGAAUACAAAUAUGUAUGUAAGUAAGUAAACAUAGAUAGGUACAUGGUAUUUUUUAAUUUACCAAUAAGGUAAAGGUACAUACAAAUGUAUCGUAUUCAAUUAGGUAUUAAGUUGGGUAAGGUGUGUUUGUAUAUAUGUAUACUUAUUGGUUGAUUUUAGAUUUACAUAGAUGGACUGAUUGAAAUUCGUAUUAUACAUACAUAUAUUGAUAGUCACAUCUAAUAGUUAACAAUUAUGUAAAAGCUUUAUGAGUAUUUGAAAUGAGUUUGUAGGUACGUCAUUAUAAGUAAGGCUGUAUGUACAUUUUGUAAAUAAACUAUCAGAUUCAACCUA
Messenger RNA from Helicoverpa armigera (cotton bollworm), 1740 nucleotides. RefSeq lists its product as uncharacterized. The transcript is spliced from 2 exons. The coding region runs from base 157 to 582 and encodes 141 amino acids. Lineage: Eukaryota; Metazoa; Arthropoda; Insecta; Lepidoptera; Noctuidae. The record is from RefSeq and is a predicted model, not a curated record.